UCUGCAACAAAACUUUUCAUAUUUCUGAUAAAUGGCAACUAAGAGUCUCUAACUGGAGCAUGAGAAGACAAAAACAGUGUGCAAAGGAAACCAUUAAUGGAAGCAACAAGCAUCCCUGCCUCGCUUCCACAAGACUAACAGUAUUUGAAGAGGUCAAAACUGACAAAGAUGGAAUGACAUGCCGAGUUAACCCCUGAUACCUCUCCCCCUCUACCUCUCCACGCUCCCCCACUUCCCCUCAUACGACCUCCCUCCCUCCCUCCCCUCCAGCCCCACCCAUCAACCAUUAAGGUUGUUUUCUUGCAGGGAAAAAGAUGGCCACCGGAGGUCAGAUCCAAGUCCAAAAUAAAUUGCCUUCUUUCCUGAGGCUCAGCCAUUUUAAUAGUACAGAUUUAUUGUGCUGUGCUUUUUGGAGGGUGAUCAUAUGUAUGUGGUCAGUAGCGCGUAUGCAGUCUAUGACCCAGCCUCCCUCUCACGUUACACCCUAUUUAUAACAUCCCCUCCGCCGGCUCCCGUCGUUCUGCAGUUCCUAGGAACCUCCUUCUGCUCCCAGCCUCGAGCUCCAGUCCCCUUUUCCUCCUGACAUCUGAGAGGCUCUGCUGCAGCUUGUCCUGGGCUAACUGUUUAUCCUGUACAGCCUGGCAACUGGCCGCAUGCUCCGGAUUACCACAGGACACCCAUUUCAAAACUCAUUUUGCUUUCUGUUCUGACUAUUUGAUUUUUCUAACUUAAGGGAGAAGUUUUGGGAUAGUCGAGGAGAAAAGAGAAGCAUCUUGGAUAUGUGCUUGUGAUCUUUUUUGUUUUUUUCGGUCGAUUUAGUAACUUCACCCCCUUUCACUUGCCCUUCUCACCUUUACUGGAGGGCCGUGUGUGUUUGCACAUGAUGGAUCACACACUGUUCGGCUGCCUGCGGAGCCCCCACGCCCCAGCACAGGCCCUGCAUCCCGCCUUCACCCAGUCUCCCCUGACUCUUCACGGACGCUCGGACCACGUCUCCUACCCAGACCUGGCCUCUUCCUCGUCCUCCUCCUCCACGUCCUCGCCUUCGCCCUGUAUCAUCUCCAGCUACCCGGGUGAUGACAGCCUGUUUCCCGGGCAGCACCACCACCACCCCCACCGCGGCCACCUGCCUUCCCAGCAGCAUCACCAUCCACCUCAACACCACGCAUCUUGGCAUAUCCCACAGAUGCCGUCACCUGGCAGCAGUACGCGCCACAGCCUCUGCCACCCGCACUCCCACUCCCACUCAUCCCAUGACAAUGGGCCCACACCUCCUGACCGGAGCCACCCUAUGUGUGCCAGCACCCCCAGUCUGGGCGGCAGCAGCACCCCUACAGGGGCCUCCUGUGUGCCUGCAGACUUUGGCAGACAGACGCUGUCACCUGCUGAGGCCGAGAAGAGAAACGGCAAGAGGAAAAGUGACAGUUCAGAGUCCCAAGAUGGGAAUUACAAGUCAGAUGUGAGCAGCAAGCCCAGGAAGGAGAGGACGGCGUUCACCAAGGAGCAAAUCCGAGAGCUGGAGGCCGAGUUUGCCCACCACAACUACCUAACCAGACUAAGGCGCUACGAGAUCGCCGUCAACCUCGACCUCACUGAAAGACAAGUGAAGGUGUGGUUCCAGAACAGGAGGAUGAAGUGGAAAAGAGUUAAAGGCGGCCAGCAGGGGGCAGCAGCUCGAGAGAAAGAACUGGUGAAUGUGAAAAAGGGGACUUUGCUGCCGUCAGAGUUCUCUGGCAUCGCAGCGCUCCACCAUUCGACGGACUCCUUAGCCAAUGAGGACAGUCAUGACAGCGACCAGAGCUCCGAGCACGCUCACUUAUGAUGCACACACAUCCGUCCCCGCCUCCCUCAUGAGUUUAGGCCCUGCCUCUGCCUCAGGACCGUCCUUAGAAGGACUGCUGUUUGCUGAUUCGCCAUCGUCAUACAACGAUGCUAAAUAAGUGUACAAAUGUACAGAUGAAUGACGUAUGUUAGAAAAUGAAUUCAUCGUGUAAGCAAAAUGUAAAUUUUGAAGAACUGAGCACAUAAAAGAAGAUGGUGAACUAUUUCAAAGAGCCAUUGGUUAAAAUUUCCUUGACAAAUGCCAAAAAAAGAGAAUAUUGUAACUUUUCAAAUGCGAUGUGUCUUGGUUAUAGAAGAUUACUGAAUAUUACAAUACAGUUUGAAAAUCAUAUUUAGUAAAACUGUUGUUAACAUUCCAUGUUGCGUGUUUAGAGAGCAGCAGGCUAAGGCUUGGGCUUGCACUGUUAAACAUACAGUCUGCACCUCGAUCAGUUUCUACCGUAUAAAAGUGUAAAUUACGAUGUAAUUGAGUUUUUGAUCAAAUCAAGUGCCAGGAAAUCAAAUUUGCCUCGCUAAUAUAAAUGAUCUGUAAAUAAUUCUCAGUAUUGUCUUACCUUAACAAUAAUUCUAUACCCAGACUAUUCAGCUCACGCACUAAUAAACACUGACAGCUGUUUAGCUGACACUUUUCUGCCUAGAGAUUACAUUUUUCAAACAAAUCUGAAACCUGAAAUAAGUAUUUUAUUAAACCUUUUCAGGGACACUUGCAAAUUGAAUAAAACUUAACCAGUGGUAAAUGGAA
Messenger RNA from Amphiprion ocellaris (clown anemonefish), 2584 nucleotides. RefSeq names its product mesenchyme homeobox 2a (gene meox2a). The transcript is spliced from 3 exons. The coding region runs from base 881 to 1822 and encodes 313 amino acids. NCBI's taxonomy places the organism in Eukaryota, Metazoa, Chordata, Actinopteri, Pomacentridae. Gene Ontology annotation, molecular function: DNA-binding transcription factor activity, RNA polymerase II-specific; RNA polymerase II cis-regulatory region sequence-specific DNA binding. The record is from RefSeq and is a predicted model, not a curated record. Gene Ontology annotation, cellular component: nucleus. Gene Ontology annotation, biological process: positive regulation of transcription by RNA polymerase II.